UAUCAAUUAUCACAUCACUUUAUUUAAUCCAAUUAAAUAUUAAUAUAAUACACGCAUGUCUUAACAUUUUUUUUAGACUGCUCGUAUGUGUUUCUCUCUCUGUACAAGUAUUUCAUUUCUAGAUAUUCACGUGAGUAUACAUAGUCUAGAUCUAGAUGAGAUGGGGAACAAGGCUCGUAAAACAAGCCAGAAAAUUUCAAAUACGGAAUAACAGGUGCCUCACUCUUCAAUUGAUGUGAAUAAAUUGGUAGUAGACUCCAUUAAAGGGUAUCUCAGUUUGGUCGAUCCCCUGCAGUACGAGUUUUGUAUAUAUAGAAUUCCACAGAGACUGCACCGCACAAAAGAAAAUGCAUACACACCGCAAGUUGUCUCCAUCGGCCCUCUCCACCAUAACGACUGCAGAAUUUGAAACUAAGCUUCCUCAGGAAUUUCCUGGAUAAAUUCAACAUGGAUUUGAAUAAAUGCGUCAAGGAGAUUACAACAUGGGAUGCAAGAGUCCGCGGUUGUUACGCUGAGAAAAUUGAAGUCAGCAUCAAAGAACUAGCAGAAAUUGUCCUGGUGGAUGGCGUUUUCAUUAUCGAGGUCUUGCUGAGGUUUGGCGCUGAUGAUGCUGAUCGUAACAAUUGUACCACGAGUGACAACAACAAUAGCGACCCCAGACAUUUUAAAGCAUGGGCGCUGUCCAGCUUGCGGCCUGACAUGGUAUUGCUGGAAAACCAGCUUCCGUUCUUCGUUCUUGAGGGUCUGUUCAACAUGGCUUUCCCUGCUAACGAGCGUAUAUUAAUGACCUCACUGCUUGAUCUCUCUCUGAAAUAUUUCCAUGACUUGAUGCUAACGACGCCGCCCGCGUCAAAGAAAGACUUGCCCCAAUCCGAGAUACAGCACUUCGUUGAUUUACUAAGAAUCUGUCAUCUCCCGUCAUCCCUCCGCAGGCCGACAGCCACUUCUCCGACCGCCCAACGCGUGUCCAUAAGCAAUGCAACACAGCUGCAGGAUGCCGGAAUGAAGGUCAAGAAAAGCAAAAAGACUCGACUGCUGGAUAUCGACUACAAGGCCGGGAAGCGGCAAAUCCCGCACAUGAAAAUCAGAGACGGGACGGAAAUCGUUCUCAGAAAUCUCAUUGCCUUGGAGAUAUUUCGCUACAGACACGAUAGUUACAUUAUAGAUUAUGUUUACUUCAUGGAUGACUUCAUUGACAACACCAAAGACGUGGACCUGCUCAUUCGAAAUGGCAUCAUCGAGAACUGGCUGGGCGACAACUACUCGGUGGCGGUAAUGUUCAACAAUCUCACCAACGAGACGUCGCUGAGUGGAAGCAACUUCUACUAUCAUGACACUUGUGAACGCAUGACCAAGUUCUGCAAAGUUGCGCGGCACCGUUGGGUGGCAACCCUGAAGCGCGAGUAUUGCAGCACUCCGUGGAGAAUUGCUUCUACCUCUGCCGCCAUCUUUUUCCUGCUCCUCACUUUUGCACAAACCCUUGGCAUUUCGUUGUAGGUUUUAAGUGGUUUGCUAAUUUGUGCGGUGCACAUAUAACAAGAUUAACGUUGAACCUUUUUCUG
This is a messenger RNA of Malania oleifera, 1562 nucleotides long. Its product is annotated as UPF0481 protein At3g47200-like. Lineage: Eukaryota; Viridiplantae; Streptophyta; Magnoliopsida; Santalales; Ximeniaceae. The coding region runs from base 448 to 1497 and encodes 349 amino acids. The record is from RefSeq and is a predicted model, not a curated record. The transcript has a single exon.